UUGGCAGCGCCUCUGUCCAGCCCACAGAGGCUCGGAUGAGGAAGUGGCCACACUGAUACGUGCGCUGAUUAGGACAGCAAAUUAAAGUAUCCCCCCCUGGAGCAGCCAUGAAGUUUCGACUCCACUUUGUGGUGGACCCCAUGGGCUGGCUGUGUAUCAGCAUGGUGUUUGGAAUCUGGUUCUACAACACUUUGUUUGUUCCCAAACUGGUUUUACUUCCACACUACAACGAGGGACACAUCCCUUGGGCCAUAGUUGUUUGUUAUUACAUAGCAUCAGCACUCUGCAUAGCGGCCCUGUUCAGAGCUUCCACGGCAGAUCCCGGUCGUCUUCCAGCGGACCCCCACAUACCUCACUCAGAGCGAGAGCACUGGGAGUUGUGCAAUAAGUGCAACUUAAUGAGACCUAAAAGGUCCCACCACUGCAGUCGUUGUGGCCAUUGCGUACGCAGAAUGGACCACCAUUGUCCUUGGAUCAAUAACUGUGUGGGUGAAGACAACCACUGGCUCUUCCUGCAGCUCUGUUUCUACACUCAGGUCCUCAGUUUGUUCACCCUUGUGCUGGACUUCUGCCAAUAUUAUUACUUCCAGCCACUGACAGGACUUGACCAGGAAAAGUUUACGACACGCCAUGAACUGGCUCUGCUGCGAGUCUCAGCGCUCAUGGGUUUGGUCAUGUUCGGUGGCAUGACUAGUUUGUUUUACACUCAGAUGACGGGCAUCCUCUCUGAUACUACCACCAUUGAGAAAAUGGCCCAUUUCUCAAAUGAAAUAUUUGGUUCGAAGAGAUCCUGGCAGUGGGCAUUAGCUGAAGUUUGCGGCACUCGCUGGAAACUCCUGUGGCUCAUCCCGCUCCGAAGCAGGCAGCCGCUUCAAGCCAGACACCACUUCCGCACCCACGUGUAGGCCGGUACCACUACAGUACCUUUUACCUGCACAGAUGGUAGGGCUGCCAUAAUGAAACACUCUAUACACACUUAAGAAUCCAUCUGCUCGCCUUCACCAUCCUCUUUUGUGCUAUGGGAGCUGGGCAGCGGUCUUGGUUUGUCAGUGGAUACUCUUCGCUUUUUUUUUUCUUCCUUUCCCUUUUUUUUUUUUUUUUUUUUGUUGUUUUUUUUGCCUUUCUCUACAAGACCCAGACUGGCAGUAAACAGGGUCAAGAAACACCUAAAGGAGUGACGGGAAAAUGCUUUUUUACUCACUGUGACUGCUACUUUCAGCAUUUGAACACCACUUUUAAUGGCUAAUUGCAUCAGAAGGAUGGAAGUCGUCGCUUGAAAGCAGCUGGCAAAAGGGACCCCUCUCAGGUUACUUAAAGAGCCUUCACUACUGACCUUUAAUCAACUACAGACAGAACUAGGGUAACUCCACUGUGUCUAUUAGAAAGGCAAUUUUUUGUAUCAAGUUUGUGCCUUGUUUCUUUUAACUAUGUCUUUUUUUAUUUGUCAUGCAUGAGCAGUGUUUUUGCUUCAUGAUUGCUGGUUGGUGAUCUUUGAAAUUUUCUUGUGAACAAUGAAGGGAUCUGAUGUCAACUGCAUUCCUGCAAUUGGAGAUCAUUUGGUUCAUGAAUGUGUCCUUGCAUUGUUCUGUGAACGUUUUAUCUAUGAAGUGGUGUUUUAUGAAGCAUGGCCACAGAACAAAAAUUAUAACUUGACUAAUGAUAUGGUAUACUUUUAUGACUAUGAAGUAUAAAGACAAUUAGCAAUUCAUGUGGUCAGGGCAAAAGUCCAAAAUUCGAGGUUUAUAUGAUCAAUCAUAGUCUGUAGAUGUCGUAGUAAAAACCUGCUGUAUAAAGUUUCUCUGAGUAAACAGACAUUGCACAGUCAAUUAAUACUAUGGCCUGAUCAUAAGCUGUUAUGAAAUUCUUACUAAAGUAGUAUGAGUGUCUCAUACUAUUAUCAGAAUCACCAUGUAUAUCUUAAAAGAAUAGUUCGACAUUCUGGGAGAUACACUUUUUGGUUUAAGUGAGAUGAGAACAUCAAUACCACUCUCAUCAGGUGUCCUGCUUAGCUUAGUAUAAAAACAUAAAUCCUGUAAAAUCCACGGCUUGUUUUUAUUUCUGUUUGGGUUUUUUGUCCAAAUUCAACAAAGAUACAACAUGGUAAUGAGUGAGUUUUUGUUAGGCGGAUUCUGUUUUACAGUUUGACAGAGCGAGGCUAGCUGCUUUCCCUGACCUGAUGGCUGUAGUUUUAUAUUUACCGUACAGUCUCAUGAGUGGUAUCAUUCUUCUCGUCUAAUUUUCUGCAAGAAGCCAUAUCAGCGUGUUUCCCAAAAUCUCAGCAAUCAAUAACACAUAAUGCGUUGGCAAAAAAUGCCUUUUGAACACGUCUUUCAUUUUAGUACUCCUCACAAUAUAAUUUGUGAUUUAUAUACAUAUCAUUUUAGUGCUGUUGCUGUUAUAGUUACGUCUUAAAUGUGUCUGGACAAGUGGCUUUAAAAAAGCGUAUAUCUUUAUACAAAACCUAGCAGAGUAGUCUAAAUGUGGCGACAUACGGCUAGUUAAAGGUCCAGUGUGUCAGUUCUAGGCUGCUGUAUUUAUAGAAUAUAAUAUGCAUAUUUAUGUUUUUAUCACUGUAUAAUCACCUGAAAAUAAUAACUGUUAUGGUUUUGUUAUCUUAGAAUAAGUUUUUUUAUAUCUACAGAGGCUGCAGGUUCUUGGAGUCCACCAUAUUGCACCACCAUGUUACUACAGUAUCCCAGAAAGGACAAACAAAAAACACUGGCUCUUGAUAGGGUGCUUCAUGUUUUUCAUGUUUCGGACACUGUAAUUCACUAGGAAGGAGAGGGUGAAACGAGGUGGUUGUUAUUAACACCACUACACCACUAGAUGCUACUAAAGUCUACACACUGAUCCUUUAACACUUGACACAACAUUGAACAUUUAUUUAUGGUGGUUUUGCUGUAAAACUAUGGUACUGUAUAGAGAUUUUAUUCAAUUAUUUAAGAGGAUAUUUAAGGAUAAGACGAUUCAGUGCAUUAUAAUACUAGCAUAGCAUGGUUGUCCUUGUCUAUAAUACUUGGCAAUCCCAUAGCUAAACCUGUAUGUAAACAAUGCUUGCCAUGUGUGGGAAAUAUUAUAAUAUCCAAGUAGUCUUAAGUGCCUUUUUAGGUUUUCUUUUUACUCUCACAGAACAUUACCAUCACCGUAAAAGCCAAAGACCUGGGGAAAUGUUGCAAUAGACAGCAAGCAUUCAGUAAAUGCAUGUUUCACCAAAUUUCUGAAGGUAGCGGUUCAAUGUUAUGCACUGAUUUUCACAUUAGCCCUUACUCUGUUUUACUGCAUCAAUAGUACUCUUGAAAGAAAGUCGUACCUUGAAGUUAUGUUGUCCUUUGUUUUAAUCAUAUCUUUAAUCUGAUUGUUCUGCAUUUGCAUGAGUGUUUAUUGAUAAAUUUGCUCAGUGGUUUUUAUAACUAAGAUUCAGGUUCUUGGAUGUUUGU
Molecule: messenger RNA, 3437 nt
Organism: Larimichthys crocea (large yellow croaker)
Lineage: Eukaryota; Metazoa; Chordata; Actinopteri; Sciaenidae
Gene: zdhhc21
Product: zDHHC palmitoyltransferase 21
Exons: 8
Coding region: 108-905 (265 amino acids)
Biological process (GO): peptidyl-L-cysteine S-palmitoylation; protein targeting to membrane
Cellular component (GO): endoplasmic reticulum; Golgi apparatus
Molecular function (GO): protein-cysteine S-palmitoyltransferase activity
Source: RefSeq, a predicted model, not a curated record